This is a messenger RNA of Ictalurus furcatus (blue catfish), 1113 nucleotides long. RefSeq names its product NPC intracellular cholesterol transporter 2. Gene Ontology annotation, biological process: cholesterol efflux; intracellular cholesterol transport. The record is from RefSeq and is a predicted model, not a curated record. The coding region runs from base 121 to 576 and encodes 151 amino acids. Gene Ontology annotation, molecular function: cholesterol binding. Lineage: Eukaryota; Metazoa; Chordata; Actinopteri; Siluriformes; Ictaluridae. The transcript is spliced from 5 exons.
UGGAACACGCCACGGAUCUGUGGGGUUUUCCAUAAAAGAAGCCAGCGUGGUCUUGUGAUGUUUUAGUGAACUAGGAGUGACUGGGCCAGGUUUCAGGCGUGCUGCGGAAUCACCUGUGCGAUGGACUUCCGUGUUAUUGCGUGUGCCUUCUUCCUCCCACUGCUGCUGGGCCUCUCACAUGCAGAGCAGGUGAAGUUUAUUGACUGUGGCUCAGUUGUUGGAACUGUGAAGGAGGUGAACAUUACUCCCUGCCCAAGUCAGCCAUGCCAGCUUCACAAGGGACAGUCCUACACUGUAAAUGUGACCUUCAUCAGCGCGACUGACAGUCAGACAAGCAAAGCUGUGGUCCAUGGCGUGAUCGCUGGUGUCCCUGUUCCCUUUCCAAUCCCUGUUGAUGAUGGCUGCAAGUCUGGAAUCCAUUGCCCUAUUCAGAAGCAAAACACCUACAGUUAUGUCAACCAGCUUCCUGUUAAAACGGAGUAUCCAUCAUUAAGACUGGUUGUGGAGUGGGAACUUGGAGACGACUCCAGUAAAGAUUUGUUCUGCAUCAAAUUUCCUGUCCAGAUCGUCAGCUGAAGAUCUAUGCCAACUCCACCAAAGGAAACCUCGAAAGGGAUAUUGUGGUUUUUAUGAAUUUAAUUUUUUUUUAAAGAAAUGAUAUAUAAAAUCUGUUUUUAUAUUUUUUUCUAAUUACUAAUGAACUCCUUUUAAACUGAGGAAAUAUUUAAUGAUUUAUUAUAGUCAGUAAUUGAGUUAAUGUUUUAAGUGAUCAAUGUUAAUGAUCAAAAGAACAUCUAAAUACAUUUUCCUGGCUUCUGUGGCUAACCAGUGGUAACCCAGACUUUCUACACUAAAGUGUCUAAUUUUAAUAUUGAAGUUAUGACGAAUACAAAUAUUUUACAAGCAUGUCUAUCUGAAAUAAAGAUCAUUUUAACUUGGGUUGCUCAAAAUUGUGCCAUGAGUGCAGGUGUCUUCGUCACUCUGCACUGUAAUGUGUUUUUAGUUUUCUCUUGCUCAUCGGUAAUGAUUAGUAACUUUUUGUACAUGUGAUUAUGGUGAUCCUAAGCCAGAUUAAUUUUUCUUCUUGAAAUAAAAUCCAAAUACAGUAACAGA